Rhizophagus irregularis DAOM 181602=DAOM 197198 is the source of this 912-nucleotide messenger RNA. The record is from RefSeq and is a predicted model, not a curated record. Lineage: Eukaryota; Fungi; Glomeromycota; Glomeromycetes; Glomerales; Glomeraceae.
GCACUUCACUAAAUCCUAAUUUGGCUCCUGACUUACCUGGUGCUGUGAACAUAGCAUUAAGCUAUUUGACCGUGGUUCAUAUAGUUGGGAGAAUUAUGAAUAAACGAAGAAGAAAAUCAGAAGAAUCGUCGUCAUUUGAUGAUAGCAAAAGUGAAGACUUCCGUUCAGAACAACGAAUAAGUGGUUUUAGGGAUCAAAAUGUUCCAAAAUUUGCUGAAUUCGAAGAAGAUGUUGUAGAAGCUGAUCCAAUAAAACAAUCAACCCCACAUUUUCCACUCGGAUCUCAACCUGGUCAAGACUAUUACUACAGUCCAAUGCGUCCACCGAAUCCGCCGCAACCUUAUCCAAUGGGACCUUAUCAAGGAUACAGUUCACGACCCACAAGUCCUAAUGAGCGUUCAUUACCACCUUCUCCGCCCGGAAUACCGCCACAACAACAAUUUUCUUAUCCCCUUUCGUCGCAAUCUUCUUAUCACAAUGCAUAUAACUCAUAUUCGACUACUUCACCUUCGUAUCCACCUGAUAGUUAUCCUUUUCCUUCCAACCAAUCGCCCAUAUUGUCUUAUGAUACAUAUCCAAAUUCUAACAAUUCUAAUAUAUAUCGAGAAUAUCCUCCACAAUCUUCACAUCAUUGGGGUCAAACGCAACCUCAUUAUUAGUGUAUUUUGCGCAAUAUGUUAUAAUUCUAAUAUAAACUUUCAUAAUUAUUUAAUAUAUAUUAAUCAUAUUUGAUGAUUUAUAAAUAAUAAUUACAGCACAUCAUUCAUAAACCACAUCAUAAAAGUCAUAUCAUUAUUGGUUGUUCCAAAAUUGUAAAUUUAAAUAGGAAGAUAAAGUCCGGCAGCUGUAUGAGCUGCGGAAGAUUACGACUAAGAAAGAAAGAACUAGAACUAUGUGUAAUCCGCGGAAAUU